AUGGUCGCCAUUCCGCGAGUGGCUGCUGCUCGUUCGCUAGCUCGCCAGCUGGCCAGGCAAAGUCUGAGAACAACAAGCUUCGCAUCUGCUCCGGUCCGCAUCGCCAUCGCCUCUACACCGCUCGCGCGCUCGCCGAGUUCGUUCCGCAGUCUGAGCAGUUCCACCCGCAGGAGCGCAGCAGCAGCAGCCGCUGCCGCUGCCGCCAAGGCCACCCCAGCACACGAUGACUCGCAUACACCUAUGGCCGUACUUACCGAGGCCGACCUUGGUCGUCUUGUGCGCCAGCGUAACGUCGGUAUCUCUGCGCACAUCGACAGCGGCAAGACCACAUUGACAGAACGAGUGCUCUUCUACACGGGCAGAAUCAAGGACAUCCACGAGGUCCGAGGAAGAGAUGCUGUUGGAGCCAAGAUGGAUCACAUGGAGCUCGAACGUGAAAAGGGUAUCACUAUUCAGAGUGCUGCCACCUACUGCAGCUGGAAAGCUACUCCGCCCACAGAAAAGGCGAGCGUCAGCGGCGAUGCUGCCAACGUCGAAAGCAAGGAACUCAUGGAAAAGAAACAAGAUUUCCACAUCAACAUCAUCGACACACCUGGUCACGUUGACUUUACCAUCGAGGUAGAACGUGCGCUGCGAGUGCUCGACGGUGCCGUCCUCGUCCUUUGUGCCGUAUCGGGAGUGCAGUCGCAGACCAUCACGGUCGACAGGCAGAUGCGACGAUACUCGGUGCCCCGUAUCAGCUUCAUCAACAAGAUGGAUCGUGCCGGUGCUAAUCCGUGGCGCGUUAUCGGUCAGAUCCGUAACAAACUCAAGAUGCCAGCAGCCGCCGUUCAGAUUCCGAUUGGUGCAGAAGACGACUUUAACGGUGUCAUUGAUCUGAUCCGCUGGAAGGCCGUCUACAACGAGGGCCACAAGGGUAUCGACAUUCGCGAGACCGACGAGAUCCCCGCCGAGUACCUCGAGCUGGCCAAGCAGAAGCGCGCCGAGCUUAUUGAGCAGCUCGCAGAGGUCGACGACGAGAUGACCGAGAUGUUCAUCGAGGAGCGCGAACCUACGAUCGAGGAGCUUGCCGCCGCCAUUCGCCGUACCACGAUCCGAUGCCAGUUCUCACCCGUCUUUCUCGGUUCGGCCAUCAAGAACAAGGGUGUUCAGGCCAUGCUUGACGGCGUCUGCUCGUACCUGCCCAACCCUGCCGAGGUGCCUGCCACGGCUAUGGACAUGAGCAGUGCUGCCACUAAGAAGGCGGCGGAGGAGGCAGCCCAGGCUGCAGGAGAGGACCAAGAAGCAGCAGCAGAGGCGCGCAAGAAUGCGGCUCCACCCGUUCUACCGCUCUCUCCGGCUUCGGAAGCACCGCUCGUGGGUCUCGCAUUCAAGCUGGAAGAAGGCAAGUACGGUCAGCUGACGUACAUGCGCGUCUAUCAAGGAACGCUCAAGCGCGGCAACCUGAUUUUCAACGCGCGUACCGGUAAAAAGGUCAAGGUGCCUCGACUGGUACGAAUGCACUCGAACGACAUGGAGGAUGUCGACGAGAUUGGCGCUGGAGAGAUUUGCGCCAUGUUUGGUGUCGAGUGCUCUUCCGGUGAUACCUUUACCGACGGCACUACGCAGCUGAGUAUGACGAGCAUGUUUGUUCCGGAACCCGUCAUCUCGCUCGCUAUCACUCCUGAGGGUAAGGAGUCGCAGAACUUCUCGCGUGCUCUCAACCGUUUCCAAAAGGAGGACCCCACGUUCCGCGUUCACGUUGACAAGGAAUCCAACGAGACCAUUAUCUCGGGCAUGGGUGAGCUUCAUUUGGAAAUCUAUGUGGAGCGUAUGCGUCGAGAGUACAACGUUCCCUGCACUACGGGUAAGCCGCGCGUAGCUUUCCGCGAGACGAUCGAGAAGAAGGCGACGUUUGCCUACACGCACAAGAAACAGACGGGUGGUGCAGGUCAAUUUGGUCGUGUCAUGGGCUACAUUGAACCUAUGGAGGUGGAUCCAGAGACUGGCGUUGAUACGGCGUUUGAUAAUCGCGUUGUCGGUGGCUCGAUUCCCAACGGCUACAUUAGCGCUUGUGAAAAGGGAUUCUACGAUGCGCUCGAAAAGGGUGCUCUCUCGGGUCACGCCGUGACUGGUGUUCGCUUCGUGCUCGAGGACGGUGCAGCGCACAGCGUCGAUUCGUCCGAACUGGCGUUCCGACUGGCGACGGCGGGCGCCUUCCGCGAAGCGUACCAGAAAGCGAACCCGGUGAUUCUGGAACCCAAGAUGACGGUCGAAGUGGUGGCACCCAUCGAAUUUCAGGGUGCCGUGAUUGGCGCACUAAACCAGCGCAAGGGUACAAUUUCGGACACCGAAGUUCGCGAGGACGAGUUCACAUUGACCGCCGAGGUGUCGCUCAACGACAUGUUCGGCUAUAGCUCGCAGCUGCGUGGUCUGACGCAAGGUAAAGGUGAAUUCUCGAUGGAGUACAAGUGUCACACGCCCGUCAUGAUGAACAUUCAAAAAGAGAUGCACGAGGCUUAUCGCAAGAAGCAGACCGAGAAGAAGUGA
Mycosarcoma maydis (corn smut) is the source of this 2529-nucleotide messenger RNA. RefSeq names its product putative translation elongation factor G. Gene Ontology annotation, cellular component: mitochondrion. NCBI's taxonomy places the organism in Eukaryota, Fungi, Basidiomycota, Ustilaginomycetes, Ustilaginales. The coding region runs from base 1 to 2529 and encodes 842 amino acids. The record is from RefSeq and is a predicted model, not a curated record. The transcript has a single exon. Gene Ontology annotation, molecular function: GTP binding; GTPase activity; translation elongation factor activity. Gene Ontology annotation, biological process: mitochondrial translational elongation.